AUGUUUCGAUUGAAAAAAAUUUCAACUGUGAUAAUAAUUGUGACGUUAUUGAUACAAAAUUGUUCUGUAAAAAGUGAUUUGUUGUGGUACAUUUUGACGUGUGUUGCGACAAUAAGGUUGAUCUUACACUUGGUGACGUAUGAUUAUGAUUACUGGGAGCGACGGGGUAUAUUUUCACCCCCAGCUUCGCCUGUGGUCGGGCAUAUAGCCUCGGUGGCUGCUUUGAAGGAGCAAGGUGGUAUGUGCUUUAAAAGGAUUUAUGAUGAGCACAAAGAUAAACGCUUUUUGGGUACACAUCAGUUCUUUCAAAGAACGCUGGUUGUCUGCGAUCCUGACCUCAUCAAACGAAUGUGCGUCAACGAUUUCCAACAUUUCACUGAUCGAGGUUUCUUCUUUAACAAGGACACGGAUCCUCUAGCCGAGUCUGUACUCUUCUUACGGGGCAGCGAGUGGAAGAGGCUGCGAUCAAAAAUAUCACCUAUUUUCUCACCAAAUAAACUGCGAGGUAUGUUUCCGAUAUUAGAGAAUACGGCUAAUGAAUUUGUUCUACGCGUCAAGAAGCGGGCGAUGCGUGACAAUCUUAAUGUAGACAAUCAUAAGGAAAAUCAUAGUUUGAAUAAUCCAGAUGAUAAAUUUAGCAACAUCACAAAACUACAGACAGAAACUGAUGCAAAUAAUAAUGAUGCUCAAUCAUUUAAUGGAAAGUUGAAUGCAAAUAAUAAUAGAGAAUCAGAAACAAAACUUUAUGCUAAUAAAGAUAGUAUAGCUAUUGACAACUCAGUAGAGUUAGACGCCGAAAAAUUAGUAGGUGGUUAUACAGCUGAUGCAAUAGUGCCGUGCGCGUUCGGUCUUAAAAGCAAUGUGAUGGACAAUCCACAAGAUCCCUUUGCAGUAGCUCUUCAUGCCUUUUAUGAGAUGAGCUGGUUUAAUAUAUUUGAAAAAACCAUGCGUCAAUUCUGGCCAGCUUUUGUGUUGUUUUUCAAAAUACGUAUAAUACCGAAGAAGACUCACGAUUUCUUUUACAAUAUUGUGACGAAAGUACUCAAAGAUAGAUCCACAAGAGUUCAAGAAAAGAGAGGAGACUUUAUAGACAUGAUGAUGGCGCUUCAGAGCGAAGAUAAGGUUGACGAAGAGAAUGAUUACAAUAUAACGGAUAUGAUAAUAUCAGCAAACGCAUUUAUUAUAUUCUUGGGUGGAUUUGAGACAACAUCUUCUACUCUGGCUUUUCUGUUUCUCGAAUUAUCCGCUCACCCACAAGUACAAGAGAAAAUGAGAACAGAGAUUAGAGAAGUGUUAGAGAAGAAUGAAACUCUACGCUUGUACCCACCAUUUCCAACGAUACAGCGCAUGUGCACCAACGACUACACGAUACCAGACACUAGCGCCGUGGUCGAAAAGGGAACUAUUGUUUUGUUUCCAACUUUAGGCGUGCAAAGGGACGAACAGUAUUUCGAGGGUGCGUCUCAAUUUAUCCCAGAACGAUGGUCAGAAACAAGUUCACUACCACGACCAGGGGUCUACAUGCCAUUUGGGGACGGACCACGGUAUUGUAUUGGUAAGAGGUUUGCGAUCAUUCAAAUGAAAUGUUGUCUAGCAAGGUUGUUACCACACAUCAACAUUAGGCCUAUAGAAGGCCAAAAAAGGUUGGGACCCUUCAAGGCUGAUCCUUUUUGCCAAAUGACUCUACAUCCAGCUGACUCCAGAGUUAUUAUCAGUUUGUUAUGA
Molecule: messenger RNA, 1725 nt
Organism: Leptosia nina
Lineage: Eukaryota; Metazoa; Arthropoda; Insecta; Lepidoptera; Pieridae
Source: the annotation of a GenBank genome assembly